AACCUUGCUUCUGCAGUGAGAGUGGUGUCUGCGUGCUGCACUUUAGCGAGCCAACAACACAAAGCCUCAACUUUUAGAGGAGUCUGUCUCUCUCCGACUUGGUGAUAACUCAACCUGCAGCCUCCCUCCCGCCAAAGGCGACAAAACAACCUCUUCCUUUGAAUCUACGCAGACGUAAAACUCCACAGCCACCAUGUUUGAGGCUCGCCUGGUCCAGGGAUCCAUCCUGAAGAAGGUGCUGGAGGCUCUGAAGGACCUUAUCACAGAAGCCUGCUGGGACGUCAGCUCGUCCGGCAUCUCCCUGCAGAGCAUGGACUCCUCUCACGUCUCUCUGGUCCAGCUCACUCUGCGGCAUGACGGCUUCGACUCGUACCGCUGCGACAGAAACCUCGCCAUGGGAGUCAACCUCAGCAGUAUGUCCAAAAUCCUGAAGUGUGCAGGAAACGAAGACAUCAUCACCCUCAGAGCAGAAGACAAUGCAGACACACUUGCCCUUGUGUUUGAGACACUCAACCAGGAGAAAGUCUCCGAUUAUGAGAUGAAGUUGAUGGAUCUCGAUGUGGAGCAGCUCGGUAUUCCAGAGCAGGAGUACAGCUGUGUGGUAAAGAUGCCCUCUGGGGAGUUUGCCCGUAUCUGCCGUGACCUCUCCCAGAUCGGUGACGCCGUCAUGAUCUCCUGCGCCAAGGACGGAGUCAAGUUCUCCGCCUCAGGAGAGCUGGGCACAGGAAACGUCAAGCUGUCCCAAACCAGCAACGUAGACAAGGAGGAGGAAGCAGUUACUAUUGAGAUGAAUGAACCCGUCCAGCUGAUCUUUGCCCUCAACUACCUGAACUUCUUCACCAAGGCAACGCCGCUGUCUAAGACCGUCACCCUCAGCAUGUCUGCUGAUAUCCCCCUUGUGGUGGAGUACAAGAUUGCUGAUAUGGGGCACGUCAAAUAUUACUUGGCACCAAAGAUCGAUGAAGAAGCUUCCUAAGUUCUUACAUAACGGCUCUAAAAGGCAGAAUGGAGAAAUGCAGGUGACUGGGACUUUUCCUGAAUGAUUCAAGGGCUAAAGUGAUCUCAUGCCGGUUGGUGGUCACUCUGUCUGAGGUUUCUGAUCUCCUGUCUAAUGAGAUUCACAGCAGGAGGUGUUGUGUCAACUUUUAUAAACUGUCAUCUGCCAUCUGUGUGACGUGAUGAAGCUUCAACGCGACUGACUGUGGUCCAGACAGAUGAGGUGUAACUCCCAGCACUUGUUCGCCCCACUCUUGUGUCUCACACUCUAUUUGCCCAUUUUGGGAAAGCAGAAUUCAAUUAUCCCAUUCCUUCUUGUAGAUAACACAUUUGUAAAUACUUCCUGUGGUUCCACACUGUCAGCUGACCCCAGAUGUUUUUUGUAUUCAUUGAUUCAGUCCAAAAUAAAUGAUUCAAGUUGUUUCCAUUA
Messenger RNA from Centropristis striata (black sea bass), 1426 nucleotides. RefSeq names its product proliferating cell nuclear antigen (gene pcna). Gene Ontology annotation, molecular function: DNA binding; DNA polymerase processivity factor activity. The transcript is spliced from 6 exons. The record is from RefSeq and is a predicted model, not a curated record. Gene Ontology annotation, cellular component: PCNA complex. Gene Ontology annotation, biological process: regulation of DNA replication; translesion synthesis; leading strand elongation. NCBI's taxonomy places the organism in Eukaryota, Metazoa, Chordata, Actinopteri, Perciformes, Serranidae. The coding region runs from base 194 to 976 and encodes 260 amino acids.